AUGGGGGACAUGGCAUCCAGCCUUCUCUCCAUGCACACUACUGACGAGUGGCUAGUUGAUGCCCUAGAAUCACCUGAGCUGCGGGGGGUAGCUCCCAAGGAGUAUGAUCAUGAUAUUGUGGGCUGUGGCACCGAUCCUCUUCCUCCCACUGCCAUUCCAGGUGGAGGCAUGAUUACCUAUAAAGCAAUCCUGAGCUUACUUUCUACACAGCAGAAGUUUGUUCCCAACUUUACCUGUGAUCUAAAGAAAACAUUUAUUGCUGCUAUUGGAGAUCGUUUGACAGAGACCUCAUUCAACAUUGCCACAGUCCUUGCCAACUACAAGAUUCCACAGAGACUUUGGGACAUACAGAGUCUCUAUGGUGCUCUAUCAUUUGCAGUUCGCUCAAAAGAGCCCCCUGGAUUCCAAGAAUUUGUUCACACGGUAAGACCAUAUUGGGCAAAAGAAGACAAUUUCAUUCAGAAUUUUUGGGAGCAGGCAUUUGACUGUCCAUUACACAUUUCUAGUAUAAAUGAAGAUAACAAGUUGCUGCUAUCAAAGUCUGUGUUAUCUGCUGAUACCCAUGUGUAUUGGUUUCCUUGUUCUCUGCCAAAAAUGUAUCAGCAAAUCCUUGCUUUGGUGUUUGCUGUCAAGGAGAUCAAUGGGAACCCUGAGCUCUUACCAAACAUCACAUUGGGUUUCCACAUUGUGAACAACUAUUUUCCUGCAAGGAUUACUUAUAAAGCAACUCUGAGCUUACUUUCUACACAGCAGAAGUUUGUCCCCAACUUUACCUGUGAUUUAAAGAAAAUAUUUAUUGCUGCUAUUGGAGGACGUUUGACAGAGACCUCUUUCAACAUGGCCACAGUCCUCGCCAACUACAAGACUCCACAGCUUGCCUAUGGAACAUUUUCUUCAGUAGAUAGUGAGAAAAAUCUAUUUCCAUCCUUGUACCAGAUGGUUCCAAAUGAAAUGCGUCAGUACACCGGGGUUAUUCAAUUACUUCAGCAUUUUGGAUGGAAUUGGAUUGGUAUCUUGGCUGUGGAUGAUGACUAUGGGGACAUGUUUUUGCAGAAAAUUGAACCAUUGCUUUCCCAAAACAGCAUUUGUUAUGCUUUCAUACUUAGAACACCACCAAAGGCAUAUUUAGAUGAAUAUAUACACUUGAUGUCAAUGGAGUUAAGAUAUGAUCAACUCUUUAUGGAUGAUAAAGUCAAAGUGUGUUUAAUCUAUGCUCUAAGUCCAGCCAUGCAAAAUCUGAGAAUGAUCAUUGUUGUAGCAUCUUGGACUUCACUGCCGCCUUUGAGUAAAGUGUGGAUUGUUACUUCCCAUUGGAAUUUUGAAUCAUUGUCCAUUCAGAGAGUUUGGGAUAUACAGAGUCUCUAUGGUGCCCUAUCAUUCACAGUUCAUUCAAAAGAUCCCCCUGGAUUCCAAGAAUUUCUUAAGAGUGUAAGACCAUAUUGGGCAAAAGAAGACAAUUUCAUUCAGAAUUUUUGGGAGCAGGCAUUUGUCUGCCCAUUACACAUUUCCAGUAUAAAUGAAGAUAACAGUGUAUUUUGCACUGGGGAUGAGAAGUUAGAGAGUCUGCCGAGUAUAUUAUUUGAAAUGAGCAUGAACGGACAUAGUUGCAACAUUUACAAUGCAGUCCAUGUUAUGGCACAUUCUUUGGAUGUCUUACUCAAGUCCAGAUCCAAAUAUAGAAAUGUUAUAGGAACAGAACAAGUAAUAUAUCAGGAUUUAAAACCAUGGCAGGUGCUUCCUAUUUCUGUGUGCAAUGACCACUGCUAUCCAGGCUCCAGCAGAAAGAAGAAGAAAGGAGAGAAAUUUUGUUGCUAUGAUUGUGUGAACUGUUCAGAAGGACAGAUCUCUGAUGAAAUAGAUAUGGAUGCCUGCAGGAAAUGUCCAGAAAAUGAAUAUCCCAACAACAUCCAAAAUAAAUGUAUUCCCAAAGUGUUGACCUAUCUCUCUUAUAACGAACCUUUAGGAAUCCUCUUUGUUACUGUGGCUAUUGUUUUCUUUUUGAUUACAGUCCUUGUGCUUGGUAUAUUUUGGAUGCAUCAAGAGACUCCAAUUGUCAAAGCCAACAACUGGAGCCUCACUUGUAUCCUCCUCCUUUCUCUUCUACUCUGUUUCCUCUGUUCCUUCCUCUUCAUGGGGAGACCUGAACAAAUAACUUGUCUUCUCCGACAAACAACAUUUGCCAUUAUCUUCUCAGUGGCCCUUUCAUCUGUAUUGGCAAAAACCAUGACCGUGAUUCUGGCAUUUAUGGCAACUAAACCAGGAUCUGGGUUGAGGAAAUGGGUAGGAAAAGGACUGUCCAAUUCUAUUGUCCUUUCAGGUUCUUUCAUCCAGGUGGCUAUUUGCACUGUUUGGCUGAGUACAUCACCUCCUUUCCCAGAUACAGACCUGCAUUCACUGAAGGGAGAAAUCAUAAUGGAAUGCAAUGAAGGCUCAGUGAUCAUGUUUUACUGUGUCCUGGGUUACAUGGGCUUCCUGGCUAGUGUCAGCUUUAACAUUGCUUUCCAAGCCAGGAAGCUUCCCAGCAGUUUCAAUGAGGCCAAGUUCAUCACUUUCAGCAUGUUGGUCUUUUGCAGCGUUUGGCUGACAUUUGUUCCAACCUACCUAAGCAGCAAAGGGAAAUACAUGGUAGCUGUGGAGAUCUUCUCUAUCUUAUCCUCCAGUGCUGGUUUACUGGGGUGUAUAUUUUCCCCCAAAUGCUACAUCAUUAUAUUGAGACCUGAUAUGAACAAGAAGGAAUGCUUAAUAAGGAAGCAAUAG
Thamnophis elegans (Western terrestrial garter snake) is the source of this 2757-nucleotide messenger RNA. Its product is annotated as vomeronasal type-2 receptor 26-like. The transcript has 8 exons. Gene Ontology annotation, molecular function: G protein-coupled receptor activity. Gene Ontology annotation, cellular component: membrane. NCBI's taxonomy places the organism in Eukaryota, Metazoa, Chordata, Lepidosauria, Squamata, Natricidae. The coding region runs from base 1 to 2757 and encodes 918 amino acids. The record is from RefSeq and is a predicted model, not a curated record. Gene Ontology annotation, biological process: G protein-coupled receptor signaling pathway.